Messenger RNA from Carya illinoinensis, 985 nucleotides. Its product is annotated as bet1-like protein At4g14600. Lineage: Eukaryota; Viridiplantae; Streptophyta; Magnoliopsida; Fagales; Juglandaceae. The coding region runs from base 292 to 690 and encodes 132 amino acids. The transcript is spliced from 4 exons. The record is from RefSeq and is a predicted model, not a curated record.
UCCAAGUCCGCAACCACAAGAUUUGAAACGGGUGUCGUCAAAUGAAAACCAACGGUGGAUUACUCUUCCGACAACAUCACCAUUCCUCGAGCAUUUCCGUAAGGUAAAUUUCCAAGUCGCCCAAAUCGCGUAACGUUAGCAGCGAGGCCCGCCCUCCAUUAUCAAAGCUUCUCCUGAAUUCUUGGCGUUAUUCGGUUGAAUUUGACCCCCGCGAUUCCAUACUGCCGUCCUCUCUUCGUUUUUGGAUUUCCAUUUUUCGCUUCUACCUCUUCUUCUUCUUGUUCUCCUUCCAUGGCGUCCAAUACUGGCGGUUCUUUUCACGGCGGUGCUGCCCCUUACCGAUCAAGAGAGGGCCUUAGCACGAGACCGGUGGCUAGUUCUGAUGAAAUUCAGUUGCGGAUCGAUCCGAUGCACGCAGAUUUCGACGACGAGAUCACGGGUCUCCGUAGCCAAGUCAGAAAAUUAAGACAUGUUGCUGAGGAAAUAGGGACAGAAGCAAGAUUUCAGCAAGAUUUUCUCAAUCAGCUGCAAUUGACAGUAAUCAAAGCGCAAGCAGGGGUCAAGAACAAUCUGAGGAGACUGAACAAAAGCAUCAUCCAGAAUGGCGGAAAUCAUAUUGUUCAUGUCGUUGUUUUUGCUCUAAUUUGCUUCUUCGUGGUUUACCUAUGGUCCAAGAUGUCCAGAAAAUGAGGAUCAGCCGUCCUGCUGCGGAAUUGCCCCAUCAAAGAAUUUUGACAUGAUCUUGGGACUUGAAAGGCGUGACAUCUUUUAGUUGUUUUAUAGAAAGCUAAUUUUAGAUGUAAAAAAAGGAGGGUUAUAUUGGUUCUUAUUGAAUUUGAUGAUAGUAUGCCGUGUGCCUGGUUUUUUGAGACAUGGUCUUCGUAUAAAAGAAAUCGUUCACUUAUCCAUUUGUAAGCGUUUCAGUUGUGCAAUGGCAGCUGAUAACAAAUUAUGUUUUACUGGUAAAACUUACUCUAUUUUUUCU